GGGGUCAAGACAUCUGGAUUCUAGGAAGGGGAGCAGGGCCCCAGAGGCGCGCACACGCUCCCGCGCGCACCCGGUCUGCGAGGAGCCUGCUGCUCAGGUGACUCCUCCUGGACCGCGGGGGCACCCAAGCCCUUGCCUACAGGGAGUUCUGACCUGAAGGGCUAGAGAGGGAAAUUACUCUUGUUCUUCUCCAGAGGCUUACCUCAGCUCCUGAUUCCUAAAAUGGAGCAAGAGGCCCGGCCGUGGGGCCUAGAUCCCCAGCGUCCUGAGGAGAUGGAGAGCCAGAAAGGCACCCUACCAGGCAGCGAGUGUGACAGACGGAAGAGUACGAGUGAGAAAGAUGAUGAGAUUUCUCAACACGAAAACUCCGAGAAUGGGGAUGUGGAAGAGAUUCCCUUUGGAGUGGAACCUCAGAGUCCAGGUUUUGAUGAAAUUCCUGAGAUGCCCCUGAGCCCUGAGGAGAAGGAUCCUCUUGAUCUCUCCUUGGAGGAUGAUCCCUUGGAUUCCUACACUGAGGGCUAUGAGGAUCCACCCCCCAAGGACCUGUCAAUGGGGACCACUUUUGAGAUGCCCUCAGGGACCCUGCUCUCAGACCCCCGCUUUGAGAUCCUUCAGGAGAAUCCACUCAACCUCACCCAGGCCAUCCGCAGCCAGUCUCGGCGGGGUGGGGGCCCUCGAGGGCAAGGGAGGCAGCCCCCUCGCCCCAACAUCUGUGGUAUCUGUGGGAAGAGCUUUGGUCGUGGCUCCACCCUGAUCCAACACCAGCGUAUCCAUACGGGAGAGAAACCUUAUAAGUGUGAAGUGUGUGGCAAAGCCUUCUCCCAGAGCUCCGAUCUCAUCAAGCAUCAGCGCACGCACACAGGCGAACGGCCAUAUAAGUGCCCCCGAUGUGGCAAGGCCUUUGCUGACAGCUCCUACCUGCUCCGCCACCAACGGACCCAUACAGGCCAGAAGCCCUAUAAGUGCCCGUACUGCGGCAAGGCCUUUGGCGACAGCUCCUACCUCCUGCGCCACCAGCGCACCCAUAGCCAUGAGCGACCCUACAGUUGCCCAGAUUGUGGCAAGUGCUACAGCCAGAACUCAUCCCUUCGCAGCCACCAGCGUGUUCAUACAGGGCAGAGGCCCUACAGCUGUGGCAUAUGUGGCAAGUCCUUCUCCCAGCGCUCGGCCCUCACCCCCCAUGCCCGAAGCCACACCCGGGAGAAGCCCUUCAAGUGCCCUGAGUGUGGGAAACGUUUUGGCCAGAGCUCUGUGCUUGCCAUUCAUGCCCGCACCCACCUACCUGGCCGUACCUACAGCUGUCCUGACUGUGGGAAAACCUUUAAUCGAUCAUCCACCCUGAUUCAGCACCAGCGCUCCCAUACGGGUGAACGGCCCUAUAAAUGUGCUAUUUGUGGAAAGGGCUUUUGCCGCUCCUCUACUCUUCUGCAGCAUCACCGUGUCCAUAGUGGUGAACGGCCCUACAAGUGUGACGACUGUGGCAAGGCCUUCUCGCAGAGUUCCGACCUCAUUCGCCACCAACGGACGCAUGCAGCUGGGCGGCGCUGAUCAUGGAAUCCCAGGAAGCAGGAAGAGGGUCAUAUUGGGAGGGGGUAGGGAUAAGCAGCCUAGAGAUAUAGGUAGAGUUGGGGGGGAGGGGAAAGGGAAAAGGGUUAGGGUCAGUUACUUGGUUUCAGAAAUGGAAAUUGAACACAAAAUCUCCCUUAGAAGCUGGGGUUAAAAAAUCUCUGUGCUACAGGAGAGGAAUCUAGGAAAGAAUUGAGCAUUCUGCCUUUUUCUGGGAAAAUAUUCCUGAGAAAGUUUUUAAAUAAAGGGGCAGGAGCCAAUAGCCAAGUGCAGGCCUUCCCUGUGCCCUCUGAAAGUCUUUGGGAGAAACAGGAGAGAAUAGGCAGAGAGCUUACUGCCUACACACCAGUGCCAUCUGCUGGAAUCCCAGAGAUGAUGAAUUGCUAGAUGUAGGGGAAUAGCUCGCUAAGUGGUUAGAUAGAGUGGGUAUUAGCUUAGUUGGGGGGCUCCCUAGGAGUCAGGGAGAGGGUGGGACUGAGGAUCAGGGUGGGGAUCCAGGUAUAUCUGGAUUGGGCCUGGCCCCAGCAUUGAGUCUGGGAUCUCCUCUGCCCCAUCCUGCUGCAUCAUCACUGAUUCAAUAAAAACCUCAAUAUGGAAA
Messenger RNA from Antechinus flavipes (yellow-footed antechinus), 2164 nucleotides. RefSeq names its product zinc finger protein 768 (gene ZNF768). Bases 223 to 1548 code for a protein of 441 amino acids. The transcript is spliced from 2 exons. NCBI's taxonomy places the organism in Eukaryota, Metazoa, Chordata, Mammalia, Dasyuromorphia, Dasyuridae. The record is from RefSeq and is a predicted model, not a curated record.